CCUCCCGUGACCGGCGCCGCCGCACGCAUCCUCCGCCCACCCACCCCCCCUCACGCCGAUCGCGCCGUACGCGCGAACGCCCGCCCGCCGGACCGGACCAGCCGGCGCCGCCGUGAACAGGGUAAGGCGAUGUUCUCCGGCGACUGGACGCCGCCGUGCGGCAGCUGCUGCACCAAGAAGUACGCGACCCUCGUCCAAAUCCCAUGGAGGGUGUUCUGCAAGAAGGGGUGCAACGCGGACGGCGACACCUGGGAGGAGUGCAUAGGUAAAUGCACUGAAAUAUGCUACAAGGAUCCGGUGUUGGAAGAUCGCCAGUGGAGUGCUUAUAUCGAUCGGUCGCCAGGAGAGGACAGUUACUCCUUGGAGUGCUUCAACGCGUGCAUCUCUGGGUGUGGAUACAGGUUUGACAUACCGGCGGAGAAAGUAGGGCUCAUCAAGCCGAACAGGCCAUCCAAGCCGCCGCCACCGCUACCCCCCGUGGUCGAACGGGCCAAACCUAGCUCCGGGCCUCCCGCCGCGGCCGGCGAAGAUGUGCCCGGCACAUCGGCAUAGCCCAUGAUGAUGCCAAAUUUUCGUGUAAACUGUUAGUAACUGUCGUCCUCGAAUUACCCACCGUUGUUCACCUUGGUUGUGAUGGAUGUAUGUUUGGGAAGUUUGGUCAACUCCAACCUCACCCUGAUGGGUGAGGAGUAGAUGCUAACUAUGGCAUGGCAAGCAAGCGUAUAUGGAACGGAACGGAUGUUCCACCCAGUUAAA
This is a messenger RNA of Hordeum vulgare subsp. vulgare (domesticated barley), 756 nucleotides long. RefSeq lists its product as uncharacterized. Bases 130 to 552 code for a protein of 140 amino acids. The record is from RefSeq and is a predicted model, not a curated record. Lineage: Eukaryota; Viridiplantae; Streptophyta; Magnoliopsida; Poales; Poaceae. The transcript is spliced from 5 exons.